Molecule: messenger RNA, 964 nt
Organism: Oryctolagus cuniculus (rabbit)
Lineage: Eukaryota; Metazoa; Chordata; Mammalia; Lagomorpha; Leporidae
Product: olfactory receptor 5M3
Biological process (GO): G protein-coupled receptor signaling pathway
Cellular component (GO): membrane
Molecular function (GO): olfactory receptor activity; G protein-coupled receptor activity
Source: RefSeq, a predicted model, not a curated record
CUAACUACAUUGAUUUAGAAUCAAGAACAUGCUCAAUUUCACUGAAGUAACAGAAUUUAUCCUUUUGGGAUUGACCAGCCACCGUGAAUGGCAAGUUGUCUUGUUUAUCAUUUUUCUUGUGGUCUACAUUAUCACAAUGGUGGGAAAUAUUGGCAUGAUGGUGCUAAUUAAUAUCAGUUCACAGCUGAACAGUCCCAUGUAUUUUUUCCUCAGUCAUUUAUCAUUUAUCGAUAUAUUGUUUUCUUCAAAUGUUACUCCUAAAAUGUUGGAAAAUCUGUUAUCAGAGACAAAAACUAUUUCUUAUACCGGUUGCUUAGUACAGUGUUUCUUCUUCAUUGCUUUGGUCCAUGUGGAAAUCUUUAUUCUUGCUGUGAUGGCCUUUGAUAGAUACAUGGCAAUUGGAAAUCCUCUGCUCUAUAGCAGCAAGAUGUCAAGGGUUGUCUGUAUCCGACUCAUCUCUUUCCCAUACAUAUAUGGGUUUCUGACUAGUUUGGCAGCAACAUUGUGGACUUACGGCUUGUACUUCUGUGGGAAAAUUGAGAUCAACCACUUCUACUGUGCAGAUCCACCUCUUAUCAAAAUGGCCUGUGCUGGGACUUUUGUUAAAGAAUACACAAUGCUCACACUUGCAGGCUUUAACUUCACAUAUUCCUUGACUGUAGUUAUCAUCUCUUAUCUGUUCAUCCUCAUUGCCAUUCUCAAAAUGCACUCAGCAGAAGGAAGGAAGAAGGCCUUUUCAACCUGUGGGUCUCAUCUCACAGCUGUCGUCAUCUUUUAUGGUACUCUGAUCUUCAUGUACAUCAGGCAUCCCACCGAGGAGUCCGUGGAGCAGGGGAAGAUGGUAGCUGUGUUCUAUACCACUGUGAUCCCCAUGCUGAAUCCCAUGAUCUACAGCCUGAGGAACAAGGAUGUGAAAGAGGCCAUGAGCAAAGUGAUCACUAGAAUGUUUAACCAAAUAAAAUAA